GAGCAGAACGGACAGCGGCGCGCGGGAGGCGCACAGAGCUUUCGGGCUGCCAGCGCUCGCCGCGUCUGGGGAAUUGGGCUGUGGGCGAGGCGGCCCGGGCUGCCCUUUAUCGCUCGCGGGGCUGGUUCUUUGAAACUUUAUCAGCAAGUCUCGCCACUCGCCGCAGACGCGAGCGGGGGGCGGGGGCGCGGCGAGGCGCCGGCAGCCGUGACGAAGCGCUCCCGGCGCUGAGCGCUUCUGCUCCGGGCACGCAUGGCGCCCGCACACGGAGUCUGACCUGAUGCGGACGCAAGGGGGUUAAUAUGAACGCCCCUCUCUGUGGAAUCUGGCUCUGGCUCCCUCUGCUCUUGACCUGGCUCACCCCCGAGGUCAGCUCUUCAUGGUGGUACAUGAGAGCUACAAGUGGCUCCUCCAGGGUGAUGUGUGACAAUGUGCCAGGCCUGGUAAGCCGCCAGCGGCAGCUGUGCCACCGACACCCAGACGUGAUGCGUGCCAUUGGCCUGGGUGUUGCAGAGUGGACGGCAGAGUGCCAGCACCAGUUCCGCCAGCACCGCUGGAACUGCAACACGCUAGACAGGGAUCACAGCCUCUUCGGCAGGGUCCUGCUCCGAAGUAGUCGUGAAUCUGCCUUUGUUUAUGCCAUCUCCUCAGCUGGAGUUGUAUUUGCCAUCACCAGGGCCUGUAGCCAAGGGGAAUUAAAAUCCUGUUCCUGUGAUCCAAAGAAGAAGGGAAGUGCCAAGGACAGCAAGGGCACUUUCGACUGGGGCGGCUGCAGUGAUAACAUUGACUAUGGGAUCAAAUUUGCCCGAGCAUUUGUGGAUGCCAAGGAAAGAAAAGGGAAGGAUGCCAGAGCCCUGAUGAAUCUUCACAACAACAGAGCCGGCAGGAAGGCUGUAAAACGGUUCUUGAAACAAGAAUGCAAGUGUCAUGGUGUGAGUGGCUCCUGUACCCUGAGGACGUGCUGGCUGGCCAUGGCCGACUUCAGGAAGACGGGCUCCUAUCUCUGGAGGAAGUACAAUGGAGCCAUCCAGGUGGUCAUGAACCAGGAUGGCACUGGCUUCACGGUAGCUAACAAGAGGUUUAAGAAACCAACAAAAAAUGACCUCGUGUAUUUUGAGAAUUCUCCAGACUACUGUAUCAGGGACCGUGAGGCAGGCUCCCUGGGUACAGCAGGCCGUGUGUGCAACCUGACUUCCCGGGGCAUGGACAGCUGUGAAGUCAUGUGCUGCGGGAGAGGCUACGACACCUCCCGUGUCACCCGGAUGACCAAAUGCGAGUGUAAGUUCCACUGGUGCUGCGCCGUGCGCUGUCAGGACUGCCUGGAGGCCUUGGAUGUGCACACGUGCAAGGCCCCCAAGAACGCCGACUGGACGACCCCCACAUGACCCCUACAGAGGUCACCAUCCACCUUCCCUCCUGCAAGGACUCCAUCGGAUCUACAAAGACACUGGACCUUUGGGUUCUCUCUGGGGGGUUGUUUCCUAAGGCAUGUGGCCUCUGUCUCAACAGAAGCCCCCUUUCCCUCCCUCAGGGCCCCACAUGCUGCAGGUAAAGCACACCUGUUCCAUCCGUCCUCCAGCACUCUGGGGAAGCCGCUCUCUAGUGAGUUCUCUUAGGAAAGGGUAUGACGGGCUACUCUAAGGGGAGGGUGCUGAGCCCAGACCACAGUCGCCCUCCACCUAGAUUUUUCCUCUUUCUAGAGCAAUUGGCCAGGCAGGAAAAAAAAAAAAAAAAAAAAAAGAAUAUCUCAAAGCAGUUGUCUCUGCAUCUUCCAACAAAUGCUCCCGGUUAAGAAAUUCCAUACGUCUCUUCAAGGGGUAAAGAAAGCGCAAUCAACAGACACUGAGUUAACUUUAAUUCUUGACAAAACCAAAGGAGGCUUUCUGUGUCUGAUGUAUUGUUUUCAUAGCCACCAGCCCCAGGGGUGAUUGGUAAUUGUCUGAAGAAGGAUGGCUUUCAAUAAACUUCAGGCUUACAAUGCAUAGUUUCCAGUCAAUGCCCACAAAUAGGGCAUUGUUGCCACAUUAAAAUCUGAUGUGGUAAGGUGGGAAUGUAUGUGCUUUGAUACAGUGGCAAUAGCAAAAGCCUCAGAAAGGGUCUGCUCUGCAUUACCUGCCCCUGAUGUAAAGAAUCUUGUGGGGAUGAGACUUCCUUCUCACUCAGGAUCAGAAGGGAAUAAAAGAGACUGUAGGCGACCUGGCCCCACUGUGUAACUAUUAGGUGAAUAUGGCAGAAAUUAAUUCAGUUCAUGGAGUAUCAGCAAAUGUGUCUGUACAGACAAAGAAAAAAAAGGGAGAAUAAAAUUCCUAUCUGGUGUGAUGCUUUGACCCCGGGCAUUUUGUAACUGACAUGACUUUGAGAAUGAAAACUUUUGGGAUGACAAGAGCAGUGAACCAAAAUGCUGACAGAGAGAUUUCCAGAGCUAAAUCACACCUGGGGCAGCCUUUACCAUAAGCAAAUGCCUAAGAGAAGUUGGCCACGUGUGCUGAGGCACAGCAGCCAGUACCCCUUGCCCUUCAGACACUUCUUAAAGACCUGUCAUGCUUAAUUAUAUUUCUUCCAUGCUUACAAGAUGACGUGAUGCUGUAGCCUAAAGCAAAUGACACACAGCUUUGCGUAUGAAGUUGGUAAUCCUCCCGUAUUAUAUUGCAAACAAAUCAUAACUUGGAGACUAUAUUUAAGGGACACACUGUAAUUAUGGGAACAUCGCUAUGCAAAUUGUGGUUGGCUUCUGCCAUCAGCCAAAAGAUGAUAUUCGGGGAAAAUGGAGAGACUGCCUGCCUCGUUUUGCAUAGUAAAUGAAAGAAAGGUGAAACAGAGCUACUUCUCAUCUCUGGAACAAUUUGGUUUUUGUUCACAGGAUUUCCUCACAGGAGCUACAUUAACUAACAGGAUAGAUCAUUCUAUGCCUCUGGUGUCAAGUUAUUGAUGCUUGCUCAUUUUUUAGCACAUUGGCCUUCAACUUCUCUAUUCUUACUUUGCAGCAGGUCACUGAGACUGAGGCUCGUGGAAAACAACCCGCUAGAGUACUUUGUCAAAGUUGAUAUGUGCCUCGUACGCUUCUUAAAAAUGACAGGAUUCACCCCCUUUCCUGCACUCCCAAGCCCCUUAAUUAGUUGUCUACCUUUUCCAAAGUGGCCCUUUUUAUUCUAUGGAUUCAGAGGGCAGGACCAGUGGGGCAGGACAGUAGCUGCUCUGAGCUCAGUGUGGGGUUAGGCUGGGCACGUACCAGCUGCUCAGCCUCAGCUCCACUGGAGCUUGCUGUGAGUGCCUUCAUGGGAAGGCAAAGGCACUUUCUUCGGGAUCCCAAAGCCAUGAGCUCUUCUUCCUACUAGAUGAACUGCAAAAUCAUAAAGCCACGGAAACGGUUAGGAAUGGAAAGGGUCUUAGAAGACAUUGUAGCUCCCCUCAGUUUGGGGAAACUGAGAGCAGGAGAGGCAAAGGGAUCUCUACACAUAUAGGCCAUUUCCCAGAUCUCCAUCACAAAUAGAGCCACACUCUAGGAGUGUUUGAGAAAGCGAAGCACUUUAUCCAUGAACCAAACUAGUUUCUCACAGCAUUAAUUCAGUGGAUUCUAAAUAAUUCUAGCUUCCAGGGAUGCUCGUUGUUUUUUGUAUUCCUGCCAUGUUUAGAUCUGACUUUUUUACACUGAAAUGCAUCCCUCCUGACAAGUAGCAAGGGGGCAAGGCCUAGCCCUAUAGAAAUCUACAUAAAUGUCCUCAUCUACAAGGCAGAAUAUGGCAACCGUGGCAGGCACUGCCACUGAGGAGGGCAAAAUGAGAGGGUGAAAUUUGGUGUGUGUGUGUUUUCUUCUGAAAGAGGAAAUUUCUAUUCUAUUAUUUGAAAAAAAAAAAAAACCUUUAAAAAAAAGAUAAUUUUCAACUCAGUUUUUUAGGGCUCAGUGGAAGAUCAGUAUUCCAGGAUUCUGAAAUACACAAAACUCCUUGUUAUCUGAUGCUUUUAAGGAAAAGUAUGGCACGAACCACACCCCGGCUAAAAAAGUCAAAUCCAUUCUGGCCAAAUGUCCUUACGAAUUCCCUCCUAAUAAAAAAUCUUAUUAUAAAUUAAAGUUUUCUAGUUCCAAGAUAAUGCUCAUUAAUUUUCUGCAAUGUCCAAAAAAGGUCCUACAAUAGGAGAUAUAGACGAGUUAACUGGAGUUUUCUACAAUAAAGAUGUAAUCUGCAUGGAACUCUCAGACUUAUCCUAUGAGUUGCUUUCUUCAACUUGCCUAAAUUGGUUUGUGGUGUUGACUGGUGUUUGUCUGUAUCCUCAGAGGAUGUUUUAGCAAGGUGCAUUCUGGUCACAGCAUCCUGCACAGUCCCCUCAUGGUCUGAAAGAGUGAACACUCUGCCUUAAAGAUGAGGCUACUCCCUCUCCUGACACACCCAAGCACAAAAGGCCCCGGUGCUGUGACCACACUCGGCUCUGGCUCUGUACCCCUGGGGGAUGAGGGCUAAGCGGCAUGUUACUGGACUACAGAUGCUUCAGGAUGGAAUUGGGAAAGACACAAGGCACCCCAGAGCACUAACUAUCUGCUCUCACUCAUCCCAUGUCACCAGCUUGAAAUAGACUUCUGAAAAGAAGGGUCUCUCCCACAGCAGUCCAGUCUGGGUGCAGCCAGAGGAUAGGAAAGGAUGAGAGAGGGAAAGAGCUGGGUGGCUUUUGCCAGGUGACUGCCUGAGCUUGGUGAUCACGGACAUGGUCUUUUGUGCUCUUGCUGGGAACCCUGCCCAUCUUCCUGCCACUGCUUCUGUUCCAGAGGCUCAGCACUAAUUCCUGGGACACUGUGAGGCCCAUGGGCUCAGGGGCCCAGGCCAUGGCUGCUACGUCCUUACCUGCUGUGUAGCUCUGUUCCAAGUGGCCAGGAUUAAUUUCAAGAGCCAUUUUGAAAUUGUCACAGCUAUAUUCCUUUUUGUUAGAAUUAUUAUGAUGUCUGGAAAAAGUUAGGUAGCUUUAAAGUCAGAAAAUCCAAUUCUGGGCUAUAGUUAUUUAUGAAGGAACCUCACAUUGACUUCAUGAGACCUAAAGCAGGGCUGUCUCCAAAGCGGCCAACAUGACCGGGCAUGCGCUCUGCUUUUUCAGGUCAGGAUAUUGUUAUUACUUCUCAGUUAUUAAAAGCCGGCCCAGGGCUGGUGUUGUCUUGCUCAGCUGAAAAACAUCCAUCUCUCCCUCUUGCCAGCUCUCAAAAUAAAGGCUCAGUGAGGUGUCCAGUGGACCAGAACCAUUCUUUUGUGUCUAUUUACUGUACUUCAACCUGGGUUUCCUUAUCUUGAGAGCAAGAGUUGUACUCAACAAAUAGACCUUGCCAGUUCCAACUCUGGUAAAUAGCUUUGUCAGGUCUGUGCUAAACUUCUGAAAAGCAAUCUGCUAGUGUGAGCUGACAGCUAAGCCGGGCUUCUUUUGACCUUCUCCUUACCUAGGUAGAGAACAUUUUCACUCGACCAUGAGAAUUUUCUUUACAUUUUUUCUGAGGAUCAGCAAGGUGACAGGUGGUUUGCAAAACUCAACAUGAUGAUUAUUUUUCUAAAUCAUAGUUGUUCCAGCACUUGCUUUUUUCCCCUCAUAUUCACAUGGAUUCCUGUGUAACCAAACCUCCCACUUCCACGAGCUAAUAAAAGUGUCACACAGAUUGUUACAAAGAACUAUUGUUAUUUACAAGUCUGCAUUUUCUGUGAAAUCAAAACAUAAUAAAGUGAAUUUUCAGUGUUAA
This is a messenger RNA of Nycticebus coucang (slow loris), 5710 nucleotides long. RefSeq names its product Wnt family member 2 (gene WNT2). Gene Ontology annotation, cellular component: extracellular region. Gene Ontology annotation, biological process: cell fate commitment; canonical Wnt signaling pathway; multicellular organism development. The coding region runs from base 303 to 1385 and encodes 360 amino acids. The transcript has 5 exons. Gene Ontology annotation, molecular function: frizzled binding; cytokine activity. The record is from RefSeq and is a predicted model, not a curated record. Lineage: Eukaryota; Metazoa; Chordata; Mammalia; Primates; Lorisidae.